AUGAGUGUAUUUCCCAGAUUUGGUUCUUGGAUCAAUCAGAAUUCUCAACAGCCUCUUAAGGCCGAGUCCAAUAGAUCGGAGAAUGUUAAAUCUACGUCAGAGAAAGAUACUAAUAAGAAGGAAAUAUAUUAUGACAAAGAAGAGAUGAACAAGCAAGCUCAACUUUGGAGAGAUGCAGAGAAGAAGCAUCCAUGGUAUGAUGCCCCUCCUAAGGUGAAGGUGACAACAAAAAAUGGUAUUUGCCAUGUGAACAUAGAAUUGACAAUUGGAUUGCCUCCUGAUGGAGUCUUUGACUUGGUCGCUGAUAAACAAGACUUAGAACUCUUCCAAAUCGACAAGUUUGGGCGGCAACUUAUGGAUAACAAAUCAAGAAAGGUAUUGAAGAGGGAUGGACCGAGGGAGAUAGUGGAAGUGGAUAAAGCUUUGGCAUGGGACUUCCUUUUCUGGUCUGGAGGAAAAUAUAAGAAAGAAAAAAUGAUGUUUAUGAAAGUGUUCGAGGGUGACUGGAAAGUGGAGCCAAUAUUUGUAGAUCAAGAACGCUUUUGCAAGAACAGGUUACCAAAGAGUAGAGAAGAAUACAAAAGAUGUAGCCGCGGAGAAGGAAAGCUUGCGUCUAAAGUAACAAUGGAGCAGAGGUUUCAGCCUUGUACUCUUCUAAAUCUGCCUCCGGUUUCUUGGUACAUUCGUGGGAAAACUAUCAAGACCACCAAAACUCUGCUCACAAUGAUUCAAGAAUGGUGUGCCAAGAUUCGACAGGCUCAAUGA
This is a messenger RNA of Microthlaspi erraticum, 765 nucleotides long. Lineage: Eukaryota; Viridiplantae; Streptophyta; Magnoliopsida; Brassicales; Brassicaceae. The record is from the annotation of a GenBank genome assembly.